This is a messenger RNA of Daldinia caldariorum, 1033 nucleotides long. Its product is annotated as IGR protein motif-domain-containing protein. Lineage: Eukaryota; Fungi; Ascomycota; Sordariomycetes; Xylariales; Hypoxylaceae. The record is from RefSeq and is a predicted model, not a curated record. The coding region runs from base 102 to 866 and encodes 254 amino acids. Gene Ontology annotation, cellular component: mitochondrion. The transcript has 2 exons.
CUUUUCCCCCCUUAUUUUCGCGAAGGGUAUGGUCAUCUUGGGGAUAUAGUCUAAGGGCCCGAAGACUAGGAGAGAGCGGUUCGACGUAACAGACGUUCAAAAUGGUGCGCAUAAAGCCACUUCUCAACCCGCACCAAUUGCGCACCGCGUUAGCACCCAUAGCGCCCGUAACCCCCCGAGCAGCAGCAGCAGCAUUCUUCCCGUCGUCAUCCAUAAUAAUAUCAUCAUCAAUAUCGUCGCCAUCAUCCAUCCGAGCGUCCUCCUCAACCACGACCCGCCCCGCCCCCGCGAUCCCCUCCCCGACGCCCUUCAUCCCGGACGUGCAGACCUUCCUGACGGUCAUCGGCCGCGGCCUCAGCCAGCACGCGUCCAAGUUCCCGACGUGGGAGGCCCUGUUCUCGCUGACCUCGGACCAGCUGCGGGAGCUCGGGAUCGAACCCCCGCGCACGAGGCGGUACCUGCUGCAGUGGCGGCAGCGCUUCCUGCGCGGCCAGUACGGCAUCGGCGGCGACCUGCAGCACGUCGAGGACGGCAAGGCCGACCUGCGCAUCCUCGAGUCCGACGCCGACCCCGUCAACCCGCGCAAGUACGUUGUCAACGUGCCCCCGGGGAGGACCGUCAAGGAUUGUGCUUUGGACGAGAUGUCCCGCGUUCGCGGGUACAAGGUCGAGGGCGCCAAGACCAUCGUCGGCCCGUACGCGCUGCCGCUUAAGGGCGGCGAGGGCGCCCGCGUCACCAUCACCGAGGGCAUGUGGGAGGACCGCCGCGGCCACAAGGUCGACGGUGGUGAGAGGAGGAGGACCGAGAUCCGUUACAAGAGGCGCAUUGCUGAGAGAAGGGAGAUGAGAGAACGGGGUGAGCUGUAGAAGGAGAAUAUAUAGCACCGACGUAACCCGAAUAUAUAAAAAGAAAGAAAGAAAAAAAACCCUUGUACUUUAUGUACUAUAACCAUAACCAUAACCAUAACCGUAGCCAUAGCCAUAGCUAUUUGUCCUACGCGUGCUUGUAAUCCAACGCCGAAUAAUGCUGUAAU